This is a messenger RNA of Pundamilia nyererei, 2575 nucleotides long. RefSeq names its product MAPK activated protein kinase 5 (gene mapkapk5). The transcript is spliced from 14 exons. Gene Ontology annotation, molecular function: ATP binding; protein kinase activity. Gene Ontology annotation, biological process: protein phosphorylation. Bases 926 to 2341 code for a protein of 471 amino acids. The record is from RefSeq and is a predicted model, not a curated record. Lineage: Eukaryota; Metazoa; Chordata; Actinopteri; Cichliformes; Cichlidae.
ACAGGCGUUGUGUGUAUUCCUCUGGCAAGACCCCUAUGGGAUUAGCAAAACAGUCCAGAGAUGCGGAUAUCUUUUGGCCACCGCUGAAUGCAGUCUCCGAUAACUCCUGUCAUCUGCUAUGUGUUGUUGCUGUUCCAUACGCGUUCUGAUAGUUAUCACGGUCUGCUGAGAAUUUUAACAUCCCUGGCUUUGACUGGAGCAGGAAAACCGACGCGACUCGGUUAGCUCGUUACCUAGCGUGUCAGAAGGCUCGACGACAUAAUAGAUUGUCCUGCUGCUGAGAACGCGGUGUGCUCUUCUUGUCAGAUCAACCCAGGUGUCACCCAGUGUACUAUCGCUAAUUUUCAGAGAGUAUCUUCGUUCCGCCGUAUCGUUCACUGUUGUCUUUGUUAUGUAAUCGACUGCUUUCACCGUGAAAUGUAGCAGCAUACAGCAGCUUGGCCAGUCUUCAGUGUCUCCGCAGCGUUAGCAGAGCACUGCUCUCACUGCGCUGGCUAAAAAUACCACUGUAAGGCCCCCCUGCUCGCUGCGCCUCCAAAAGUGCUGGACUUGUCCCUGUUGGACUUCUCUUUUCUGGUCACCUUGCUCGCAGUUUGCCACUCUACAUGGUCACUACAGUGAAUUUGAGACGACUGGUAGAGCGAGUCGGGCCCCGAGGUUGUGAGCCGAGCUGGUCUGAUCUAACGUUAAAUCGUACCAGCUGCUGGGCUUCAGUUUUCCAAAGGAACGGCACUCGGCUUUGGUUGCUCUGUAGCCGAGUAUCAUUUUGCCCCGAUGGCCUUUUCCUGUUAUAACUAGUAGUAUAGAAAGCCUUGGUGAAGCCCGGGGUACUUUAUAAAGGUCAGACAAGACACAAACGCUUCGUUUCCACUGUGUUCAGUCUGAGUUUGGGGAGGCAGACUUCAUCUGUCCGGAGCACAAAACCAUGUCGGAGGAUAACAAUGCAGACAAAUUCAUCAAGGAGACAUCUAUUUUGGACGAGUACAACAUAAACUGGACACAGAAACUGGGAGCUGGCAUCAGUGGCCCUGUCAGAGUUUGUGUGAAGAAGUCAACUCAGGAACGCCUGGCCCUGAAGAUCCUUAUUGAUCGCCCCAAGGCCAGAAAUGAGGUGCGUCUCCAUAUGAUGUGUGCCAACCACCCAAACAUAGUGCAAAUCCUGGAAGUUUAUGCCAACAGUGUUCAAUUCCCCCAUGAAUCCAGCCCAAGAGCGAGGCUCCUGAUUGUUAUGGAAAUGAUGGAGGGUGGCGAGCUGUUCCACAGAAUCAGUCAGCACAGGCACUUUACUGAAAAGAUGGCCAGUCAGGUCACCAAACAGAUCAGCCAAGCGUUGGAGCAUUGUCACUCUCUAAAUAUUGCACAUCGUGACCUGAAGCCAGAGAACCUUCUCUUCAAAGAUAACUCUCUGGAUGCACCUGUGAAGCUGUGUGACUUUGGCUUUGCCAAAAUCGACCAAGGAGACUUGAUGACCCCUCAGUUUACUCCUUACUACGUAGCACCUCAGGUACUUGAGGCUCAAAGAAGGCACCAGAAGGAAAAGUCUGGAAUUAUACCUACCUCACCCACUCCUUACACCUAUAACAAGAGCUGUGACUUGUGGUCUCUCGGUGUGAUUAUCUACGUAAUGCUGUGUGGCUACCCUCCGUUCUACUCCAAGCAUCACAGUCGCACCAUCCCAAAGGACAUGAGGAAGAAGAUUAUGACCGGCAGCUUUGACUUUCCCGAAGACGAGUGGAGCCAGAUCUCUGAGAUGGCCAAGGACAUUGUACGCAAGCUGCUGAAGGUGAAGCCAGAGGAGAGGCUGACAAUCGAGGGAGUCUUGGCUCAUCCUUGGCUUAACUGCACCGAGGCUCUUGACAACGUGCUGCCCUCGGCACAGAUGAUGAUGGAUAAGGCGGUAGUUGCAGGGAUUCAGCAGGCCCACGCAGAGCAGCUGGCCAACAUGAGAAUUCAGGAUCUGAAUGUCAGCCUGAAGCCCCUAAACUCUGUCAACAACCCAAUCCUCAGGAAGCGGAAACUUCUAGGCCCAAAGCCCAGUGACAGUUUCUUCAUUCACGACCCAGAAAACGGAGGGGAAGACUCCAACGUAGCACUGGAAAAAUUACGAGAUGUCAUUGCACAGUGUAUACUACCACAAGCUGGAGAGAACGAGGAUGAGAAGCUGAAUGAAGUGAUGUAUGAAGCCUGGAGGUUCAACAGAGACUGUAAGCUGCUGAGGGAUGGCCUGCAGGGGCUCAGUUGGGACGGACGAGCCUUCUCCGAUAAAGUCGACCGCUUGAAGUUGGCUGAAAUAGUGAAACAGGCCAUCGAAGAGAAGACAAAUCUCCAAGAAUCUCAUUAGCAGCUGCUGUCUUUCUAUCUUCUUUUUAUAUUGUUUGUUAUUACCCUUUUUAACUCAUAUCUGUAAAAAAGCUUUUUUAUGUAUAAAUUUUUUUUCUUUUCGUAAAUUUACUUGCAAGAUUUAUUGUCAAACUGUUGCAAGAGCUAUUGUACAGCUGUAGAUAUAUUUCAAAGAUGACUCAUUGGUACUAUAAAUUUUUUUUUUUAUGGAUACUUGCAAAGAACGUGGGGGGAA